AGAUUGCUCGGUUAAAUGUACCGAAUGAACUUUCAUUUCCCCACUAUCUGGGAAGACAUCCUUGAUUUCCUACAAAUACUGGGUGUAGAACUUACUUGUGCAUACGAGGCUCUGCCUCUGGGCUUUCUAUUCUGUUCCAGAGAUCCAGUACCAGAAUAUUUAAAUCACUGUGUCGUUAAACACGUUUUAAUAUCUGAUAGGGCCAGUUUCUGCGCAUUGCACAUUUUUUUUUUUCCUUUCAGGAACGUGUUCGGGCCCGCGGCAGGGGGCGGGGUCGCGCCUCCUCCGCGGCUCCGGUUCCAGCCGAGCCUCACCGCCUCGGAGAUGGAAAGCCCAAGGCUGCUCCCGCCUCGUGGGACACGACAGAGUGGUGGUGCUGGCAGCCCCGCGGGCGGCAGCCGGUUCCACGGCGGCCCUGACCCGCGGGCUGGCCAGGUCCCCGCGCGCCGCCUCCUGCUGCUCCGGGGCCCCCAAGAUGGCGGGUCCGGGAGGCGGCGCGAGGAGGCCCGCGCGGCCUCACGGGGCCCGGGCCUGAGCCCGUUGGCGCCCAGGUCGGAUUAUGCUAGUGGCGGCGACAGCGAUGACUUCUUCCUGGUGCUGCUGGACCCGGUGGGUGGCGAUGUGGAGACCGCGGGCGAUGGCCAGGCCGCAGGGCCUGUAUGGAGGGAGGAGGCCGAGUCGGUCCCACAGCUGCAGCAGGGUGAGAGUGGCGCGAAUCCCGCGGGCCGCCAGGCGCUAGGCCCCCGCUGCCUGUCUGCAGUCCCCGCCCCAGCCCCGGCCCAGAACCCGAUCCCCGCCCCAAGUCUGGCACCCGCCGCGGCCUUCACGGGCACCGUCACCAUCCACAACCAAAACCUGCUCUUGCGCUUCGAGAACGGUGUCCUCACCCUGGCCACACCCCCGCCGCCAGCCUGGGAGCCUGAAGUCGCGCCUGCCCCUCAGCCUGGGGGUCUGAUGGCUCCGCAAGCGGGGGUCCAGCCCAACGACUGCCCUGAGCUGCCGCCCGACCUCCUGCUGGCCGAGCCGGCUGAACCGGCGCCGGCCCCAGCGCCUGAGGAGGAGGCAGAGGGCCGGGCCGCAGCCGAGAGUCCCCGCAGGCCGCUGGGCCCGGGCCCGGGCGUGGUGCUGUACCUGUGUCCCGAGGCGCAGUGCGGACAGACCUUCGCCAAGAAGCACCAGCUGAAGGUGCACCUGCUGACUCACAGCAGCAGCCAGGGCCAGCGGCCCUUCAAGUGCCCCCUGGGCGGCUGUGGAUGGACUUUCACCACCUCCUACAAGCUCAAGAGGCACCUGCAGUCGCACGACAAACUGCGGCCCUUUGGUUGCCCUGCGGAGGGCUGUGGCAAGAGCUUCACCACGGUGUAUAACCUCAAGGCGCACAUGAAGGGCCAUGAGCAGGAGAACUCGUUCAAAUGCGAGGUGUGCGAGGAGAGCUUCCCCACUCAGGCCAAACUCAGCGCCCACCAGCGCAGCCAUUUCGAACCUGAGAGGCCAUACCAGUGCGCAUUUUCCGGCUGCAAGAAGACGUUUAUCACAGUGAGUGCCCUGUUUUCCCAUAACCGUGCCCAUUUCAGGGAACAGGAACUCUUUUCCUGCUCUUUUCCAGGCUGUAGCAAACAGUACGACAAGGCUUGUCGCCUGAAAAUUCACCUGCGGAGCCACACAGGUGAGAGACCUUUCCUUUGUGACUUUGACGGCUGUGGCUGGAACUUCACCAGCAUGUCCAAACUCUUGAGGCACAAAAGGAAGCACGAGGAUGACCGGAGGUUCAUGUGCCCUGUGGAAGGCUGUGGGAAAUCUUUCACAAGGGCUGAGCAUCUGAAAGGCCACAGCAUAACCCACCUGGGCACAAAGCCUUUUGUGUGCCCUGUGGAAGGCUGCUGUGCCAGGUUCUCUGCUCGCAGUAGUCUCUACAUUCACUCCAAGAAACACUUGCAGGACGUGGACACCUGGAAAAGCCGCUGCCCAGUCUCUACUUGUAAUAAGCUCUUCACAUCCAAGCACAGCAUGAAGACCCACUUGGCCAAAAGGCACAACCUUGGCCAGGAUCUCUUAGCUCAGCUAGAAGCUGCAAAUUCUCUUACGCCCAGCAGUGAACUUACCAGCCAGGGACAGAAUGACCUCAGUGAUGCAGAGCUAGUGUCUCUCUCCUCUGAUGUGCCUGGCAGUAGCUCCGCUGCAGUGCUGGACACAGCAUUGGCAAACUCUGGAAUCUUGACUAUUGAUGUGGCUUCUGUGAGUUCAACUCUGGCAGGGAGCCUCCCUGCUAAUAAUAAUAAUUCAUUAGGGCAGGCUGUGGACCCUCGGGCCUUGAUGGCCACCAGUGACCUUCCUCAGAGUCUGGAUACCUCUCUCUUUUUUGGAACGACAGCCUCUGGUUUUCAGCAGAGUCCCUUAGAUAUGGAUGAUGUCUCAAAUCUAAGUGUGGGGCCAUUGGUAUCUCUGGGCUCUUUGGCUAUGAAAAACUCGAGUCAAGAGCCCCAGGCUUUGACCCCCAGCAGUAAGCUUACAGUGGACACAGAUGCUCUGACUCCUUCAAGCACCCUUUGUGAAAACAGUGUCUCGGAACUACUGACGCCAACCAAAGCAGAAUGGAAUGUACAUCCUGACUCUGACUUCUUUGGACAGGAGGAAGAGACCCAGUUUGGAUUCUCCAGUCCAGCAGGAAACCAUGGUUCUCAGAAAGAAACAGAUCUUAUCACAGUGACUGGCAGCUCAUUUUUGGUAUGAACUAACUAUUAAUUCCUUGCCACGUGGCUUAUUCUUAUGAAUUACACUCCAUUUUAAGGAUAUUCUGGACUAAAUGUUUAAAUCCAGUAGUCAUUUCUUAUAGGUUUGAAAAAGAACAAAGCCCUGGGCUACAAGUCUGGAGAUUUAAAUUAUGAUCUUGACUCUGGAACUGUCGAGUUGUGUGACCCUGAGCAAGUCACUUAAUCUAUCUGAGCCUUAAUUUCCUUAUUUAUAAAAUGAGGUGGUUUGAAUUGAUUGUUUCUAAGGUCUUUUUAACUCUGUAUUUAAUGAUUUUGAGUUCUUUCUUGAAAAUUUUAGGAAAUCUUACCAUGAUUUACUAUUGCAUGUGCUUCUAAUAUAAUGAAAAUGCAUUGAGAGUUAAUGAUCAGAGAUUGUGGAAAUGGUGUUUAACUUUAAAAUUUUAAUGGAAAUUUUACAGAAUGUCAAAUAUUUCUAAAAUUUCAUGAUAGAUCUUUAAGAAAGAAAACUAAAAAUAUGGUUUAGUUCUAUUUACUUCCUUAUUCUUCUUGCUUUUUUUUUUCCAAUGGAAGGCUGUAUUUGGAAAAUGCCAGAGCUUUGAUAUGAUAAAAACCCAGAAAUAGUUUUAUUGUGGUAUUGGAUAAGUGGCCUUAAAUAAGUCAUGUAGGUAGCAUCAGUAGGCUUCAGUUCCGUAGCUGUAAAAUGGUCAUUAUAAUGUACACAUACCUGGUGCAUCAUAGACUUAUUUUUCUCUCCCAGGAGUUAGUUUUUUGGGGAGAAUGUUAUGGGUUUUGGCAUGUUUUAGCGACUCUUUAUCUUCUUUCCUACCCCUCUCAUUCCUUCCUCAAAGAGGAGAAAUUAGCAUAUUUCACUAUGACAUUUAUGCAGGCAAUAAACAUUUAUGAAGUUUAAGUAGUGGGAAGGGAAUCUCUUUCUUCCACAAAGAAGAAGGAUUUUUCUCCAUACAUUUCUUGUGUAUCAUUGGCCACAAGUCUCUUAGUCUGAAUUAUAUAGUAUAUUUGCUCUGCAUUCAAAGCUGGCCCGUAGAGUGAAUAUAUAGAGCCUGUGAUUCCAAGAUAAUCUGGGAAUGGAUCAGGGUGAAAUUUUCUCCCUCUGUGUCUCAGAGAACUCAUUGCUUGCCUUCUCCCUGAGUUGGAAUGAGAGGUUUCAUUUGCAUUUUUAGUAAAUAUUGUCUGUCUUACUUGAGUAUAGCAUUUUAGAGUUGAUGUAGCACUUUCACAACUUAUAUUUGAGCCUCACGAUAUUGUGAGAUAGUUGUGGCAAAGUUUUAACUAUAACUUAUAUGGAAAAUUAAAAUUUACCUAAGUCACAUUAUAAAUGAAUUUUAUAUUUAUUAUACACAUAUUUAUUUAUUUACUUAUUUAUUUAUUUACUUCAACGCCCAUUUUAUUCUUCUGAGUUCCAUGAUCACUUUUGUUUAUAACCACUUGUCUUAUUCCAUUGUAAUUGAUGUCUCUUCCCUUCUUCAGGCUCUGUUCUCUCUCCAACCUAUUCUCUAACAUCUGCAUAUCAGUUUCUGUCAUGAUUUUUUCCUUUUAAAUUUUAAUUAGGUCAUUUUCAUGGUAACCAUCUCUCAGCCAUUCCCUUCAUGGCCCAUUUUUCAGUCACAGUAUUUACUGCAAGUCUGAGUAUGCAUUACAAAAUUAUUUUCUGGAUUUAGAUGUCAAUGUAUUUCUAUAUAAAUCAAAUGAUAAUGGGGAAUUUUUUGUUGGGUUUCCAUGAGACAUGUUCUUUUACUUUUCUAAAUUUUGUCACCAUGUUGUUCUGCUAGCAAACACUAUUCGUUGCUCUGAAACAUUCUACCCCAGUGCUGCUUGCAUGUAGAUGUUUGUGGAUGACAAUUAGAGCACUUUUGCAGUGCACUUUAUAAUUUGCCACUUUGAAAUGCAACUUUGCUAUCUGUUUUUUAAAUUGGUUGUGCUCAUUCAGUGAAAAAGCAAGAAGUAUAUACAUAAAUUUGUAAUUCAAAGAA
This is a messenger RNA of Canis lupus familiaris (dog), 4702 nucleotides long. RefSeq names its product zinc finger X-linked protein ZXDB-like. Gene Ontology annotation, molecular function: transcription coregulator activity. The transcript has a single exon. Gene Ontology annotation, cellular component: nucleus. Lineage: Eukaryota; Metazoa; Chordata; Mammalia; Carnivora; Canidae. The record is from RefSeq and is a predicted model, not a curated record. Gene Ontology annotation, biological process: regulation of transcription by RNA polymerase II. The coding region runs from base 16 to 2730 and encodes 904 amino acids.